Molecule: messenger RNA, 3186 nt
Organism: Bathycoccus prasinos
Lineage: Eukaryota; Viridiplantae; Chlorophyta; Mamiellophyceae; Mamiellales; Bathycoccaceae
Exons: 2
Coding region: 1-3186 (1061 amino acids)
Biological process (GO): tRNA methylation
Cellular component (GO): cytosol
Source: RefSeq, a predicted model, not a curated record
AUGUUACGCAGAUAUGCGCUCGAAGAAAUUGAUUUUAAUUCGAUUCAAAGUGAUUGUGAAAGCAAGGAAAAAUUGAGAAGAACGUUUGACAAACUCAUCGAUUUGAUUAUUCGUGUGACUUUAUUAGCUCGUGAUAAUAUUUCGACGCCCGAUAUGUUAGGAGUGUCCGCAUCUGAGGUUGCUCGUGGUAAAGAUAGUUCAAAAGUAUCUGGCUCUGCUGUCGUCGCUGCAAAUUCUGCAGUUGACUUUGACAAUGAAGAGACAGAAGAUUUCUUAUCUCCAGAAGCUCAAACGAUUGUUACGGCAUCGUGGCUAACAAUGAAAGAAGUCGGUUUGCUUGUCGGUGCAUUGUCCUCGAAAACAAAGCACACAGAUCUUCUUUCCGGCGACGCGCUAAAACAUUUGGGUGAGCAUCUCAUAUCGGUGAUGCUCGAGGUCAAACACGCCGGUGCAAUAGACAAAACACGCAUUGGUCUCACCACGCUAUGUGAGCGCCUCCUCGAUGAUUACGAUGUUGCGGAGAGGAAUCUUUCAGCUUUGCCUAUGCGCUGGCUUACGAUUUUGUUGAAUGAAGAAAUUGUGAACAAAGCAAAAUUAAGCAUGAAAGAUCGCGUUCGCCGCUCUGCAGGUAUUCCUUUCGCGUUCUUAGCUCUUCUUCUUUCAGAAAAGAGUUCGUCAAUGCGACCAAUGCUGAAAUACGCCAUUGAGGAACUUUUUAAGGUACUUCAGUUAGAACGGGAAGAUGACGAAGAGUUAUUUUCUACUCAAAUACACGCAUUUAACGUUCUUCGCGUCAUAUUUAAAGAUCGAGAUUUAUCUCUUGCAACGAGUAUUUAUGCUGCUCAAGGAGCGGAGCUAUGUAUUAAUGGAAUGGGCGCCACGCCGCAAUGGGAGGUUCGAAACGCUGCGACACUUUGCUUCUCAUCGCUCGUUCAGAAGUUGACGGGGAUAGCGAAUGCAGAUUAUGAAAUUACAAGCAUCAAGUCUCAGUCGAAAGCACUGCACGCGAAUGAUUUCUUCACAAAGUAUCCAAGCUUGCACGCUUUUUUCGACCGCGAACUGGAGCUUUCGGCAAUAGACGAGGGAGAUGAAACGUGUGAAGUGGAGAUUCGUCCGUCUUUAAAUGCGAUUUUAGCCAUUUUGACGCGAUUGAAGGUGAAUACUAAUUAUGAAGGAUUAGGAAACGGUGUUGGAGAUGGUGGUCCUUCUGUAUCAUCAGCACUCGAUCCUUCCUCAUUUGUACCGCACUUAGAAGCAUGUUCGACGUCAAAGUAUAUGUCGAUACGUGAUAGAUGUGCUACGGCCAUUGCAAUUGUUGCUCGUCCAUUUGAACGUUCGCGAAUUUUGACGCAGGCGCUGGAUGAAGCAACUUACUCAGAGAGAUAUUCGAAUCGCACGCACGGUGCUUUAUUGAGAGUAAAGAGCGUUCUCAGGAUAAUUAUGGACGAAUCGUGCGAUCGUAGUAGUGCCCGUAAAGCGUGCGAUGAGUUUACAGAAGAAAUAACCCGUUGUGCCUUACGUGGACUUUUACAGUCCAGCCAUCUUUUAAAAAAGAUGGAUAAGAAUGGUGACCCAAUUGUACCAGCGUUACUCGCUUCCACGUGGCUUGAGUGUGCAAUAGUAACGUUACAGUUGAGCGAUGUCUUACUAUCGUGCGCAUCUUCUCCUUCUCUCUCAUCGUCUCGUCUCGCAUCGAUGUCCUCGGCGCUUUUAGAAAUCGUGGAUGUGAACACAUCAAGCGUGGAUGCCCUCCGAGGUCAACUCGAUCAAAGAUACUCGAGUGAGCCAGGACUAAGUGAUCUUACUUCGUUGAUAUCUAGACGACUCGUGGAGUGGAGCAUCAUAAACGGAAAUGAUCUUUCUACCGUUUCUAGAGUAUUGACUGACGAUGGAGUCCCGUACGAAGGAAAGGAGGCAAUUAUGGAGACUUUGUUGGCUUGCGUGCUCGCAGACGAAAUUUCAGAUGUGGAUGCGUGCACUCUGAGUUCGUGUAUCUGGAACUAUUUACACCGCAUGACUUCUAGCUUCGACGGGGUUGUGCGCGACUGCGAGGGCUCGUACGCGUCUUUGAAACUUGCCUUGCAGCUCCUCGCGAGAUUGGAUCAAACAGGCGCGACCCAUUCAGAGCAUUUGAAUACGCUUUGUGCUUUAUCACAGCGUGUGCGUAACGAAGAAUGCAGAGUAGAAGCAAUGCGAACUUGGGGUGUUUUGCUAUCAGUGAGCGAAAAUGGGAGUGACAUUGCUGAGAAUGCAUACGAGUUUGUCACUCUGCUGGAUCGGGAAACUAUGGAUUGGCAAUCUGCGUCUACGGACGUUCGUCUCGCCGCAGCAGAUGCAUUACACAAUUCUGGGAUAUUAAAGUAUGUCUUUAAAAACGGGGAAAAAGAAGGUUUAAAAUCUUUAUUUGUUAAUGAUGAAGCGCAUACGAAACUAGUUAAAAUUAGUUUCCUGAUUUUAGAGGAUGAAGAUGACGAAGUUCGCAGGUCGGCGUGCGUGGGCGUCAUGAGUGCUAUCAAUGGAACAACAACGAUUAAAGAUUUACCACAGACAGAAUGUGUUCUCAAACUUGCAUUUCGCGCACUUUUUGAUGGUCGCACAACAAUGGAACCAUGGUUGGCAGAUUCUUUUGCCUUGCUUUUUCCAGAAGUUUGCGAAAGUACCAGUACAAUACUAUUAACUGCGUUUUCUGAGCAAAAAAUUAAGAGCACCACUCGAAAUCAUCAAAAGUUAUUCGACGAGGAAGUACAUCCGAGGAGGGAACCGAUGCUUCUCGCACAAAUGGCCGCACAUACACUCAAGCGCGCUAUGAUGGAAAGCAAUGAUUACGCGGAUACCGUAGUCAAUGCGCUCUCUGCGGCUCGCGUGACUAUUGAAGGGUGCAUCCACAAUCUCGAACGCUUUAUCGAUAUUGCAAAGAGCGCAAACAUGGACGCAGCAUGCUACGCCAACGAAAACGUCGAAGCAUUUCACUUUGUGACCGUCAACAUGAUUGUUAUUUGGAUGCUAAAAAACUCAUCUCCAUCAGCACAAAGCUUUCGUGAGGCUUGUGUCGUGUUUUCCGGGGCGUCGUUAGUCCAUUCUUCUCUGCGCUUCACGGCGCUUCGUACAGUCCUUGGUAACAGUGCCGAAGGAGAAGAUUGUGACGACAAUGAAAGACAACAUCACCAUCCGUGCUUUUUGCUUUAG